Molecule: messenger RNA, 3834 nt
Organism: Somion occarium
Lineage: Eukaryota; Fungi; Basidiomycota; Agaricomycetes; Polyporales; Cerrenaceae
Source: the annotation of a GenBank genome assembly
GUGCCGUCCACGUUCGUCAUGCACAGUUCAUGCACUAAUCCUACCUUGCGGUCCAACUAAUGGAUCUAAUUUCCAUGUCAUUGUCUUGAACAUUCCUGUAUCACAAUUACCUCAUCAUGACCACCGAAGGUGAGGGGUCGACAACGACCCACCCUUCACAGUCUCUCAACCUGGAUUCGGAUCAAACGCCGGUGGAAUGCCCCACCAUCUCCCAGAUAGUCAGCGACGUCGCGUUAUACAAGCAAGUCAUUGAAGACCCAGAGAAAGCUUCCCUUGUGCUAGACAAUGAAAGCAUCAAGAACUUUACUGAGCUUGUCGGGAAGGAUCUAGAUACUCCGGAAAGGUCUUUGGCUGAUCGAUUCGCUCAACUGUCUGUGGAGGAUCUCAAUUGGAUCGAGGAAAAACCGAAGAGGUAUACCGAAGAGCCUGACGGGUAUGCAGAGGACGAGAAUGCGUCAGUCGAGUCGGAUGCCACGACCGUCAGUGUUACGCCCAUAACUGAAGACGAACGGCAGAAUAUGUUGGCAUUAAAGUUACCACCAGAGGAGAUCGUGUCUCUUCUCAGAGAAGAGUUUGGUGACUUGGCGCCGCCAGAAAUCGAAGAGCGUUUGCUCAUCGAAACUGACGCGGCGCUUGUACAAGAUGUGAUUGUCCUCGGUGUUAUACAUGUCACAACCCAUCGACUCUCAUUUCAUGCCUCGCUUCCCGAAUCACGUCCAGACUUGUUUCCCUCUGGCGGCGUGAUCAAAUCAGGUUCGGCUGUUAUCCAUCGAACGGGGCUGCAUAGGAAACGUCGAGUGUGGUUGGAACUUUCCCAGGACUUCUUGUGCUCGUUCCCUUCCGCGAGCGAGGAUGAUAGGAUACGUCCUCUGAAGAGCUUCCUUCUAUCUUCAAUGGUGGCACGACCAGAAGACAUUCACCAUCCACGCUUUAUCCGCGUGUUUCUUUCUGGAAACAAUGUCAGAGAAGAAAUUGUUCUUGAGUUUGACACACUUGAAGCAACUCGAGAGUGGAGACGAGAGUUGAUGGGAGCGAUAUUUCUCUACAAACACAAACUUAUGGCCUCGCUUAAGCCUUCAGAUACGGAAGAUUCUGACGGGGUCAAGAUCAGUAUCCCCCUGCCCUGCAUUGAAGGUAUCAAUCAUGGUCGUUUCGCGGAUCUGUUGCAUUUGGUAACUCUGCAGGUUGAUUGCGAGAAUCACAAUCAUAACGAGGCAAACGCUUCUAACGGGAAACGAACUAUGCACUCGGAACCUUCCCAUGGCCUCCAGUCUAUUCAGUUCGGCAUCGCGUCGUUUGACAUCACUCUGGACGGGCUAGAGCAAAUCGUGGAAACGAGCAAAAAACGAGUAUUCGCAGACGAUGGUUCACCGCUCAGGACAAAAGUGAUUGUCGAUUAUGCUUCAGUCACUUUGAACGACCUGCAGCAGUGUAGAGCAGGUAUCCUGACAGAUGAAACCGAUGAUGGGUCAAAAGGCAAGCUCGUUUGUGACAUGCUUGGGAUUCCAUAUGGUCCGAAUAUUUGGAUGACACAGGCCCGUCUUCAUUCGGGACCAAUUACUUCCGGGUACCUCGUAGUUUCUCCUCGAUGGAUCGGUUUUUGGAGUAGGUCAUUGACUCUGGAAGAUGAGAAAUAUCGUAUCCAGGUUUUAGCGAUCCGUUCAGUUAGCACUACCGAGCCCUGGUACAAAGGCAUUCCCAAGUAUGGGCUUCAAUUGGACAUUCAAGGCCAAUCCAGCCUUAGAUUUCAAUUUCGUUCAGAAGCUAACAGGAAUGAUGCCCUGCGGAAAGUCCGAGAAGCAGUAGAGCAACUACCUAUGUUGUCUCCUCCAUCAACGCCUUCUUCACGAUCUCUCGUAUUUGUAUCCAGGUCUAAUUCGCCGUCUUCUACGCCUACUCCGAAUAGUAGUUUUUCUGCGCCCACUACCCCCGCAUCCCCUGCCACACCGUCCGCCCGACGCUCCUCCGCCAUCCUCGCACCCAUCUCACGUACAGUCAACCACCCAGCUCGUCGAAAAAUUCGUAUGAACUCGGACCUCAUCCUCCGUCUACCUAAGGCCGUAAACCUGCCCUCAAAUUUGUUCUAUUCCAUGCCGCCUAUGCAUUUUGUUUGCUUUACGAUUGGAAGCAGAGGCGACGUCCAGCCGUAUAUCGCGUUGGGCCUCGGGCUGAUCAAAGAUGGACAUAAGGUGACCAUUGUUACACAUAAGGAGUAUAAGAAGUGGGUGGAGGACUUUGGGAUCGGGCAUAGGACUGCAGGUGGGGAUCCCGGGCAGUUGAUGAAAUUGAGUGUGGAGAAUAAGAUGUUCUCACCUCAAUUCUUCAAGGAGAGCAUAUUGAAUUUCCGAUCAUGGCUGGACCAACUGCUUCGGGAUGCUUGGGAACAAUGCAGCGAUGCGCAGGUUUUGCUCGAGAGCCCCUACUCAUUUGCAGGGGUUCACAUCGCCGAGGCACUUUCGAUACCCUAUUUUCGUGUGUGCACAAUGCCUUGGACGAAGACCACUCAGUUCCCUCAUCCGUUCAUCAGCCCGCCUGUGGAAACACCUAAGUUUAAUCGGAUCUCUUACGUGCUUUUUGAUAACGUCAUAUGGGCUGCAACCGCACAACAAAUCAAUCGUUGGCGUCGGGAGGUGUUGCAUCUGGAACCCACGGACAUGACACAUUCGGCACAAGCCAAGAUACCCAUCAUGUACAACUUCUCUUCGUCGGUGGUUCCGAAGCCGAUGGAUUGGACCGAAAUGGCGUACCCUUCUGGCUACUGGUUCUUGGAUAAUCCCGAUGGAUCAAACUGGACUCCGUCACCCUCAUUGCUCUCUUUCAUGUCUCAAGCGCGUACAGAUGGGAAACCUCUCGUGUACAUUGGGUUUGGAAGUAUCACUGUACCUAAUCCUGCAGAAGUUACCCAGAGAAUAUUUGCUGCUGUUGUUAAAAGUGGUGUGAGGGCGAUUAUUUCGAAGGGUUGGAGCGCGCGUAUGACACAACAAGGUGAUCUUACCGGUAAACCAGUUGAGGUAGAUGCUGUCCCAGAGGAGUGUCAUGUACUCAACGAGAUUCCGCACGACUGGCUGUUCCCGAAAGUCGACGCUGCGCUACACCAUGGAGGUGCUGGUACGACAAGUGCCAGUUUGCGAGCGGGGAUACCGACACUGAUCAAACCGUGGUUUGGAGAUCAGUUCUUUUGGGCUUCGAGAGUCCAAAAACUCGGCGUACGUUCUUCUUUCUUUCAACAUGGUACUCUUUUGAUGAGUACGGAUGUGCAUGUAAAGGCCGGAUUGAAAGUCCCUAGUUUACGGGUGGGGGACUUGGCGGAUGCGUUGACACGGGCUACUUCGGAUAGGAUUAUGAAGGAGAAGGCGGCGAUGGUCGGGGAGAAGAUACGUUCCGAAGAUGGAGUACUGAACGCUAUUCAGUUCAUGUACGUGUACUUGCCGAGGGCAACGCGUACUGCGCAGCAUCUGCCUGCCGAGUCGGUAGAAGUCCACCAAGACCUGGAAGUGGCUACGGUGAGCAGAGGUGGAGUUGAAGGCGAUGCGAACCCAGCUGGACUGCGGGCUAUUGUUACCCAGUAUUCCCACUUUUCGAGUUGCAAGCUGCAUUCAUGAUUGGAAGUUUUCGUUCGCUAUUUAUAUUGGAUGGUCCUUCGCUCUCUGGAUACGUCUUCUCUUUAGCAUAUAAUAUCCAAAGCAUAGUUUUAAGAUUAACCCUGUAGAUACCUAGAAGUCUGUUGUAUGUACAGUUUGUAUAAUAAACGUGCAUGUAUCGUUUUAGAGAUUGUAUAGACUGUACUGCCUUUUGGACUGUCAAUGUCAUCCGAGAAGAGACCCUCGGAGCUAU